CCGGCGUGAAAACAACGCCUGAAAAUAAAAAGAGAAAAAAGUCUUAAAAAGAAGCGUUUAAGCGACGCGGGCAAAUGACGAAAUCCUUUCUUAUAUAUUGAAAGAUCACUUUUUUUCUUCGUCUUCAUCUUCUUCCUUUUCAAUCUCCCCAUAAAAACCCUAACUUUUAUUUCAGUUUCAGUAUCCGAAACCCGCCAUUGUUGCCUCCUUUGAAGAUCAAAAGAAGAAUGAGGAUUGAUUGUUCUAAGCCAGAGGAAUGUGGUUGCGUCUUUGUUACCUGUUACCAUUGUCGCACUUCAGGCAUACUCAAUACUCAAGAAUCCGAACCGAGCAAUGUGAUUGCAUCAUCUGUCGCUACAACAAUGCCGGCUAGUUCCCGACCAGUUCAAGCUCUUGGACAUGAUUCUGCUGCUAUCGGUUCCACCACCUCAACAUCAUCUCCAGUUCGAUGUUCUUCACCAAUCAGAUCCGGAACACUAACUCCAUUGGCUCCUCCUGACAUCACACCGGUUAGUUCCGAACCAGCGCAAUCUCUUGCCCCAAACAACCUCGGUUCUGGUUCAUCUGCUGCUCCCACGUCAUCUACAUUCGUGAGGCCAAUACAAGCUCAUGGGUUUGGUUCCUGUGCAUCUGCUGCUCCUACGUCUUCAACUGCAUCUCCAGGACAGAUUUCUUCACCAACCAGUUUCGCAUUCGCUCCUUCUGCCACAUCGUUUAGUUCUGCACCAGCGCAAGCUUCUGGCCCUACCAUUUUUGGUGGUUUAAUGCAACCUAGGUUUGGUUUUGGUGCAUCUGCUGCUCCCAAACCAUCUACCACAUCCUCAACUUCAUCUCCAGUUCAAAAUUUUUCACCAACCAUGUUUCAAUUCCAUCCUGCUGUUACUUCAGUUAGUUCUGCAUUUGCUGGUCCCACAUCACCUAUAAAUGGGUCAAUGCAAACUCCUGUCCAAGCUAGUGCAGCAAACACUUCGACAUCCUUUAGCUAUGGAGAUUUUGGCAAGACUGCUUCUUCUUCUCUUUCACAGUUUAGGAACAGUGUUGAUUUGGCCAGACCUGUCGUUGGUUUCUCGUCAGCAGUAAACACAUCAACUACCACAUCAGUUUUUGGUGCUCCUCGAGUGAGUGUUUCUUCAAUGUUUGGGCCAACACAAGAUUUUGCCAAGACUAGUUUUGCUUCUCCUUCAGUGAUUAGGAACGGUUUUGAUUUUGCCAGAGCCGACGUUGGUUUCCCGCCGGCAAUAAAUACAUCAACUACCACAACUGUUUUUGGUUCUCCUCCUCCAGCGAGUGUUUCUUCACUGUUUGGACCAACGCAAGAUUUUGCCAAGACUAGUUCUGUUUGGCCUUCAAACACUAGCCCGAAAAAUCCAUUCAGCAGUUCGUUUCCCGGAUUUGGUGUUGAUUACUUUCCUGGAUCUCCCUUUAACCAUUUUGGAUCAAACCCACCAACCACUGAACAAGGUAGUAGGUUUCCUCGUUAUGCACCUACACCCGUAGAUUGUGAUUUUCGAGGACAUCGCAAUAUGAUUACUUCCAUAGCUGCUUCCAGUUCUUACCAACAUAAAAGCCAUGAAGAACUAAGGUGGGAAGAUUACAAACACGGAGACAAAGGUGGGAUCGGAUUUUUUCCUCCUGCUCAUGUCUCUCCCGGCUCAAGGCCAAACGCUUUCUUUUCCCCAUCGCCGUCGAUAUUUGCUCCUCGAAUCAUACCUGAUCAUCGUCACAGGACAACCACUGUUACAACGGAAGGAAACAUGAAAAAUUCUGGCUUUGGCUUCCCUGCUGCUGGUGGAACAACAUCUUCUUCAUCAUCCUCUACAUUUCCUGUUUCUGCUCCCAUAAAGAGUGUUGAGAGACCCCAUGAAACCGUUGCUGUUUCUUCCCCAGCAUCCGGAUGCACAGCAUGUGGACCUAAGAGUAGCUCCUCUGCAUCUGGCUACUCUGGCUUUAAUGUUGCCACGACUCCUCCUUCAGCUGCCAUAUCUCUUCCCGGGUUGUUCUUUUCUACCGCUGGUUUUUAUCCUAUGAUGUUUGGUACAACAAAUCUUGAAGCUCAAGGUACAACAACAAAUCCAGCUCUACAAGCCUAUCCCAUGAUGUUUGGUACAAAUCUUGCAGCUCAGGCCUAUCCUGUUCAUGGUUUGAUUCUUCUCCCAUUCGCCGCCAUGAAUCUGCAAUAAGUGCGUCUCUCUUUGCUUCAAACUCUGUCAGUUUAUAUUGUAGGACUAAGUCUCUGUUUUGCUCAAUAGUCAUAAAACAACUGUGUCAACUCUAUGAUUUUGUCUUCGUGAAGAUUAUUAGUUUUACAUAAAUUUGUUCUUUCUCUGAAUUUGUACAACAACAUUAUUAAA
Molecule: messenger RNA, 2351 nt
Organism: Eutrema salsugineum
Lineage: Eukaryota; Viridiplantae; Streptophyta; Magnoliopsida; Brassicales; Brassicaceae
Product: nuclear pore complex protein NUP98A
Exons: 3
Coding region: 228-2180 (650 amino acids)
Source: RefSeq, a predicted model, not a curated record